GCCGAGUCGUCCCAUUCCACCGCGCCUGGCGCAGGCGCGGUACCUCGGGGGCCAAGGACCUGCAGCCCCGCCUCGGUGAGGAAGCCCCGCCUGUGCCCCUUGGCGGCUCGGGUCUCCUGUGGCUACGCGGCAGCAAUGCCCCGCUAUUGCGCAGCGAUUUGCUGUAAGAACCGCCGGGGACGAAAUAAUAAAGAGCGGAAGCUUAGUUUUUACCCGUUUCCUCUACAUGACAAAGAAAGACUUGAAAAAUGGUUAAAGAAUAUGAAACGAGAUUCAUGGGUUCCAAGUAAAUACCAGUUCCUGUGUAGUGACCAUUUUACUCCUGACUCUCUUGACAUCAGAUGGGGUAUUCGCUAUUUGAAACAAACUGCAAUUCCAACAAUAUUUUCUUUGCCUGAAGACAAUCAGGAGAAAGAUCCUUCAAAAAAAAAAUCUCAGAAGAAAAAAUUGAAAAGUGAGAAAGAAGUAUGCCUAAAAGCCAAGUCAGAAGAAUCUUUUUCAUCAAAUGAGCCAAAGAAGCAUCCAGUUAAUACAGAUCUCCUCCCUGAACAUGCAGAAUUACUUGAAUCAUCUGCCUUGGUAAAGCCACCAGAUCCAAAAGCAGAAAGUGUGCAAAAUAACAUAUUAACUCUUAGUCUAGUUAAAGAAGAUACCAGAAAACCAGCAUCUACCUUGCAAACAUCAGUUAACCAAGACAUGGGUAUAGGUGGUUUUCACACAUCAUUUGAGAAUCUAAGUUCUACAACUAUUACUUUGACAACUUCAAAUUCAGAGGGUAUUCAGCAGCCUUUAGAAACCCAAGAAGUGAUUGAAAUAACUACUAAUCAUCUUGCUAGCCCACACUUUACAAAUAAUUCUGUGGAAAUUAAGUCAGCACAGGAAAAUCCAUUCAUAUUCAGCACAGUUACUCAAACAGUUGAAGAAUUAAACACUGAUAAAGAAUCCGUUAUUGCCAUUUUUGUACCUACAGAAAAUUCCAAACCUGCAAUUAAUUCUUUUAUACCUGCCCCCAAAGAAACAGUGGAAAUGGAAGAAGAUAUAGACAUUGAAGACUCAUAUAAGGAUGAAGACUAUGAGUCAGAAGUUUUACAGAUUGAGCAUUCUUACUGCAGACAAGAUAUAAAUAAGGAACAUCUUUGGCAGAAAGUGUCUAAACUACAUUCAAAGAUAACUCUUCUUGAGUUACAGGAACAACAAACUCUAGGGAGAUUGAAGUCUUUGGAAGCUCUUAUAAGGCAGCUAAAACAGGAAAACUGGCUAUCUGAAGAAAAUGUCAAGAUUAUAGAAAACCAUUUCACAACAUAUGAAGUUACUAUGAUAUAGAUUAAGAGGUUUUCAAGUUUGUGGCUUUCAUGUAAGAUUUCUGUUAGCCAAACCAAAUUCUGUGUAAAGUGAACUUUUUCCUGUGUAAAGUUCUUAACCUUAAUGAAGCUAAGCAAGUGCUCUAAUGUUAUGAACUGCAUCCUAUUCUUGUUAUGCUCAUUUUUUGAAAACAACUAGAGAGUUGUUGGGUAGAUGACAUUUCAUUGCUUGUUAAUUUUUCAAAUUUAAAGUAAAAAUAUAGUGAAUAAGUAAUAUGAUUCAGUCAUAAAAUGAGAGAACACAGAUAUGGUAAACAAGAGCCCAGAAUAGAAGUCAGGUUCCGGAAUCAGUCGUGAUUCCACCAUUGAGAUGUGUCUUGGACAAGUUACUUAUUGAGUCCUAGUCUCUUAAUUUGUAGAAGGAGGGCACUUAACUAGAUCUCUUACACAGUCUGUUUCUUUGUAGUUUCUUCCCUUUUUAGAAGAUACUUUUAAUGGAACAAGUUUUCUGUAUGAUAAUCUUAUACUUACACAAAAGUGGAUGCUGGCUAGAAUUUUCUAUUACCUGUUGGAAUCGUCUCAAUAUGUAUUAAAUUCUGUGUUGCUUGACCUUUGGGCUGUAAUUGUUUGUAUUAUACAGCUUCCUUGUUGGCUCAAGCAGUAAGGAAUCCACCUGCAGUGCAGGAGAUCCAGGCUUGAUCCCUGGGUCGGGAAGAUCCCCUGGAGAAGGGAAUGGCAACCCACUCCAGUAUUCUUGCCUGGAGAAUCCCAUGGACAGAGGAGCCUGGAGGUCUACAGUCUGGGGGGUCACAAAGAGUCGGACAUGACUGAGUGACUAAUAUUUUUUAUAUUUUACCGGAAAAUACUCCUGUUAGGUUUUAUUCCAGUUGAACUAAAAUAAGGAAUCAACCAUUAGCCUAAUUCCUAGGAGAGGUACUUUAAACUUGAAAGAAUAUGUAUCUUUUAUGUAGCUGACCAUCAUAGUACAGAGUUAUUUAAACUUCUUGACACCCUGUGAUUAAAGUUAUUUUUAUAAACCAAAAAUUUCAAUGAGGUUAAUUUUUAAAAUAUUUUUUAGGAAUUAACAGUUUGUAUCUAUUUAAAAUGUAUAACCUUUAAACAUGUGCUUGUGUCCUUUUAAAAUUCCAGAAUAAUAGAAUAAUACUUAUUAUUAUACCUUCCCACUUACAUGUAUUUUAUUAAAAGAAAUUAUAGAUAGGUGGUGAUGACCAUGGCUUUCCAGGUGGUGCAAUGAUAAAAAAUCUGCCUGCCAAUGCAGGAGAUGCAGGUUGAUCCCUGGGUUGGAAAGAUUCCCUGAAGUAGGGAAUGGCAAGCCACUCCAGUAUUCUUGCGUAAAAAAUUCCUAGGACAGAGUAGCCUGACAGGCUACAGCCCAUGAAGUUGCAAAGAGCUGGACGCGACUGAGCACGCACACGUGGUAAUGACCUUAGGGAGACAAGUAGGAAAGAGAUGAAGGAUGGUUUUUUUAUUUCUAUGAGGUAAUAAAUGUGUUUUGGUGCUGGAAAAUAGGACGUGCUCAAUAAAUAGUUGACUACACAGCAGAUAGUAUUUUAAUUGUUUUUCUAAGUGGAUGGUGAUUAUUUGGGGUCAUAUUUCACUUAGUUUUUUAGGCUAAUAAAAUAAUAUUAUAUGAAUGUGUGUCACCUAACGAUAAAAACAAGUUGAUCAGAGGUGUCCUUAUAACCUUGGGGGGGGAAAAUCCUUAACAUUUUUGUAUAAAUUAUGUACAUAUAACUAAUAAAGUUGAUAUAUUAUUUUUAAGUUCCAUUUUGAUAAUAUUGAAAAUACAUACUCUAAAUGUAAAUAGCCCUUUUAAGUCAUUUUAAAGUGUUGUACAUUGUAGUUAUGUUCUAUUUUUAGUUUACUCAGGAAUAAUUUUGGAGAUGGCAAUGGCAACCCACUCCAGUGUCCUCCCCUGGAGAAUCCCAGGGACGGGGGAGCCUGGUGGGCUGCCGUCUGUGGGGUCGCACAGAGUUGGACACGACUGAAGCAGCUUAGCAGCAGCAACAAUAAUUUAAACUAAUUGUAUUUCUUUAAAUUACUAUAUUACACGUAUCUAAAAUACUCUUGACUUUCGUAUAUUCAGUUCAGAAUGUUCCAACCUAACUCAGUUAACUGUUAAAUUUUAUUUGGGGGUUUUGACCAACUUUAUUUCUUACUUGGAUUAUUAUAGGAACUCUUAACUAGUAGUACGUAUAUUUUGGACCUCCUGCUUUUGUAUCUUCCUGGACUCAGCUGUUAAGUUUUUUACCUAAACUAUACAUCUAGCUGUAUCACCUGUGUACCACUUAACUGUCCUAGCUCAGAAAUCGGUAAUCACCCUUUAAUACCUACAGAAUAAAUCAAAACUUGUUUCCAUCA
Messenger RNA from Dama dama (fallow deer), 3683 nucleotides. It is a transcript of the gene THAP5, whose product is annotated as THAP domain containing 5. Gene Ontology annotation, cellular component: nucleus. Lineage: Eukaryota; Metazoa; Chordata; Mammalia; Artiodactyla; Cervidae. Bases 136 to 1323 code for a protein of 395 amino acids. The transcript is spliced from 3 exons. The record is from RefSeq and is a predicted model, not a curated record.